Microplitis demolitor is the source of this 4458-nucleotide messenger RNA. RefSeq names its product peroxidasin (gene Pxn). The transcript has 5 exons. NCBI's taxonomy places the organism in Eukaryota, Metazoa, Arthropoda, Insecta, Hymenoptera, Braconidae. Gene Ontology annotation, biological process: response to oxidative stress. The record is from RefSeq and is a predicted model, not a curated record. The coding region runs from base 243 to 4301 and encodes 1352 amino acids. Gene Ontology annotation, molecular function: peroxidase activity; protein binding; heme binding.
CUUAGUAGCUCUUAAGUCUUUGGCUGUAUCAGAACGUCCGGAUAUAUACUGAGUACUGAGCAAAGGCAAAAGCAAAAGCAAAAGCUGAAGCUAAAGCAACACCACCAUUAUUUUAUUAUAUUUUUUUAAGAGGUGAAAAAGACUCGGGUAAAUGGGCAAUGUGAUCAUAAGAGUUUUUUAAAUUUGUAAUUUAUAAAUUGAUGGAUUUUAAGUAAAUAAUCGGCGCAAGUAACCAAGUGAGAAUGAGUAAAAUAAAUAAAUCAAUUUUGUUUGGUUUCAUUUUUGGAGUUAUUUUUGAAAUUGUUUAUAUUGGAGCGGUAGAUAAAAAUAGUAAUUACGAUAAUUGUCCUAAUAAAUGUUGGUGCUAUCACUCAAGUGUAAGAUGUAUGUUCCAAGGGCUUACUUCCGUACCAAAAGUACCUAUAAACACAACUAUUUUAGAUUUACGGUUCAAUGAUAUAGUAAAUUUACCACCUGGUACAUUUCACGGUCUGAAAUACAUGGACACAGUUCUCCUAAAUGACAAUAAAGUUAAACAUUUAAGUGCAAACACAUUUAUCGGAAUGCCCAAAUUACGUAUUCUUUAUUUAUAUAAAAAUUACAUAACAUCAAUAACACCCGGGGCUUUUUCCCAUCUGCCGAAUUUACGCCAGCUUUAUCUCCAGAACAACAAACUUAUGGAGAUACUUCCAAAUACAUUCAGCAACUUGCCGCGUCUCGAAAGAUUAUUUCUACAGAACAAUGAACUGAGAAAAAUACCAGCAACUGCCUUUGAGAAUAUCGGCUCGAUGACGAGAUUACGUCUCGAUUCGAACGAUCUUGUCUGUGAUUGCGAUUUGCUAUGGCUGGUUGAAAGAUUGAGAGAUAAACCGUCCGAGAUGGCUGCUAUUUGUCAAUCACCCACUGAAAUGCAGGGGAAAUCCUUGACGACCAUGACUAUCCAUGACUUUCAUUGCAAGACUCCGAAAAUAAUUCAAGGUCCUGGAGAUGUUGAGGUAAAAGAAGGAGAGACUGCAUAUUUUACUUGUCGCGUCGACGGGGAUCCAAAGCCGGCUAUAAAGUGGAUGAGAAAUUCCGAUCAAGUUAACGUUGAUGGCAAAAAAUAUAUUUUAGAACAAGACGGGACUCUUGUUAUUCCGCAAGUGACCAUCAAUGACAUUGGAGAGUAUGAAUGUAUCGCUGAAAGUAAAAUGGGAGCAGAAAUAUCACGGAAAGCACGUGCUGUUAUUACUGUUAGUCCAGCAAUUCGUUUUACUCAGUUACCUACAUCACAAACAGUAACAACCGGAGAAGAUGUGACGCUGACAUGUAAAGCCGACAGCCAGAUGCCCUUAAAAUUGGAGUGGUGGAAAGAUGGUCAGAGAAUAUCACCCGACAAUCAACGAAUAUUUUUUACCGACAAAUCAUCUUCUUUAAUAAUUCAAUCAGUAAUUCCCCGGGACACUGCGCGUUACGUCUGCCAAGCGCGGAACGUAAAUGGCUUCGCCGAAGUAAGCGCGGAUUUGCGGGUUCUAGAGAAAAAUUCCAGCCCGCCGAAAUUAAUUUACGAGCCGCCGAAAGAUUUGGACAGCGAAGUAGGAGCCACGGUAGAAAUUCCAUGUCGCGCUGAGGGUGAGCCCAAUCCAGUGAUACAGUGGAAGAAAGACGGAAGUGCAUUGGAGCCCAGGCUGUCGUCAAUUAAAAUCUCCCGAGGCGGUUCUCUGUACAUACAAAACAUAUCGCUGACAGACUCCGGACGUUACGAGUGCAAUGCAGUAAAUGAUAACGGGCGCGCAACAGCUCAAUGUCUUUUGCGAGUACACCCAGUCCUUGGUAGCAGCAACACCAACAGUAAUAGCAUCGGCUCUACAUCCGAUACAUUAAUAAAGCGUGCGUUUAAUGACGCAACUGAAACAAUUGACCGCGCAAUAAAUCAGACGCUUGAAUCUCUAUUCGGUAUUAAAGACAAUGAUAAAGCGACAAAACAUUUUGAUCCGUUUCGCAUCACCAGGUUCCCGAACGCAGUUGCCAGGGCCGCGGCAAGGCCGGCAGAAAUUUUUGAAAGAACUUUGCUAAAUAUACGACGUUAUGUCAACGUAGGAAUGUCUGUUAAUUCAUCGUCUCCAUUUAAAUAUGAAGAUAUUCUUACUUCCGAGCAGAUCAAAGAAAUAGAAAGACUAUCUGGUUGCACCGGACAUCGUAAAAAACAUACGUGCAAUAAUUUAUGCUUCCAUACCAAGUACCGCAGCAUUGACGGCAGUUGUAAUAAUUUAAAACAUCCCACGUGGGGUUCAUCUUACACCGGAUUUCGUCGGAUACUCCAGCCAAUUUAUGAGAACGGAUUAUCGCAACCAAUUGGGUGGGACCCGUCGCGCCUUUACUAUGGGUUCAAAAAACCACCAGCGCGUUUAGUGUCGACGAAAUUAAUUUCCACUCACAAAAUAUCUUCGGACAGCAGAAUCACUCAUAUGGUAAUGCAGUGGGGUCAGUUUCUAGAUCACGAUUUAGAUCAUGCAUUGCCAGCAGUAUCAUCUGAAUCGUGGGACGGAAUUGAUUGUAAAAAAUCAUGUGAAAAUGCAGCUCCGUGCUUUCCCAUGCAAGUACCGCCGGGAGAUCCGCGUAUCACUAAUAGACGGUGCAUUGAUUUUAUUAGAACGAGCGCUGUGUGUGGGUCGGGAAUGACGAGUAUUCUUUGGGGACAAGGUAUUAUGCCACGAGAACAAAUGAAUCAAUUGACGAGUUACUUGGACGCUUCUCAAGUCUACGGUUACAAUGACGAGCUGGCAUUAGAUCUAAGAGACAUGACUUUGUCACGGUCUGUAAAUAAUGACGGGGAAAAUAAUGACAACAGAGGAUUACUGAGAGAAGGAGUUACUUUGCCGGGUAAAAAACCUCUGCUCCCCUACACGACACCUGGACAGUUUGUUGACUGCAGAAGAAAUCCUGUUGAGUCAUCGAUAAAUUGUUUUGUCGCUGGAGAUAUUCGUGCUAAUGAACAAGUUGGUUUGCUGGCGAUGCACACGAUCUGGUUGAGAGAACACAACAGGAUAGCCAGGAUACUAGGGGAAUUAAAUAGCCACUGGAGCGGGGAACGUCUGUACCAGGAAGCGAGAAAGAUAGUCGGCGCUCAAAUGCAACAUAUCACCUAUCAGCAUUGGCUGCCAAUUAUUUUCGGCAAGACAACUGAGGAAUUAAUCGGGUCCUGGAAUGGUUAUAAUCCGGACUUGGAUGCCAGUAUUUCGAAUGUUUUUGCAACGGCAGCGCUGCGUUUCGGCCACUCGAUAAUACAGCCGAGGUUGGAGAGACUGAAUGAUGAUUUGUCCAGCAUUCCUCAGGGGCCACUUAAUUUACGCGAUGCAUUUUUCUCACCCUGGCGAUUAGUCGAUGAAGGAGGAGUCGAUCCUCUAUUACGUGGGAUGUUCUUGACUGCUGCGAAGCUUAAAAUGCCGGAAGAAAAUUUAAAUACUGAGUUGACUGAACAGUUAUUCAGAACAGCUCAUGCAGUAGCGCUGGAUCUGGCUGCUAUGAAUAUUCAACGAGCUCGCGAGCACGGUAUUCCUGGUUACCUUGAGUGGAGAAAAUACUGCAAUUUGUCAUCAGCAGAUCAGGUGAUCGAUAGCUUUGAUGAUCUUGCUAAUGAAAUAAGCAGCGAUAAAGUAAGAAAGAAGCUCCAAGAACUCUACGGACAUCCGGGUAACGUUGACGUGUGGGUCGGUGGUAUUCUUGAGGAUCAACUACCAGGUGCUAAAGUAGGCCCACUAUUUAAAUGUCUGCUUCUCGAACAGUUCAAACGCACGCGAGACGCUGAUAGACUGUGGUACGAAAACCCUUCGACAUUCAAACCCGAGCAGCUUCAGCAAAUUAAACAGUCAAGUCUCGCCAGAAUUCUCUGCGAUAAUGCUGACAAUAUUACGCGGAUACAGAGAAAUGUUUUCAUUCUUCCGGAUAGACAAGAUGGCGGCAGUGAGGCCGACAAAAUGGUGUCUUGUCAAGAUAUUCCCGCAGUUGACUUGCGAUUCUGGUCCGAGUGUUGCAGUGAUCUAGACUCGACCUGCACCAGCGUAAAUGGAAAUUUGCCAAGAGUCAGAUUGCCGAGGUCACCGUCAGCUGAUAAAUAUUUAGAAGUUUUUAAUAAGCAGCAGCAAUUUAUUGACACUGAAGGUGUAGAUAAAAACAGAGUUACGGAGAUGAUUGAUUACGUCAAAGAGGAAGCUAAAAUACUUAAUAAACUCGUGAAUAAAUUAACUGAACGUGUCAAACAUCUGAAGAAAUUAAUAGCCAGUACUAACAGUACUAUCGAAAGUUUGAUGUCAUCUUUGUAACAUCAAAAUUCAUUUUUAGAUUAACUUUUAUCUAAAAAUCUAAGGAAUGUUGAUACUAUUAUUACAUAUUUAAAAGUAUACGCUUAACUAAUGCAUUUAAAUACGAUGCGUUUUUAAAAAUUAAAAAACAUUAUGAUAAUAUAUUAUUAUAAAUUUG